AUGAACAGGAUUAAAGGUCUGGCGAGCACUGAGGGCGCUCCUGUGACUCCCAGAACCUGUAAGUCCGUCGGAAAAGCCACUCAGUCACCCGCCGAUUGGUCCGUCGCACUGAUUCCUAUGAGGACGCCUCAUCGACUGGAUGUGAGCGACACUCAGAAUCCGUCUGCCGCAGAGAUAAGCAAUUCUCCCAUCUGCUUAAACUCUGACACAAAGCUGCGCCUUGAACACCCCGCUUUAUCCGAGAGGCCCUUGAAUCUCAGGAUGCAUACGGCGUCUUAUUGUGGAGGUGAUAGACGAACUUGUGCGGCGGCCUCAAUUGAGCCACCUCCAAUAGCCUUGCGUAAUUUCGCAAACAGUGUUGUUCUCUUCUCCAACGUCAUCAGCUGUGAGGGGCUGACAGAACGAAUUGUGUCUGUGUGGGCCGACGCCUGCCCUCUCCUUUCAACGGAGACAAGCAAGGACGUCAGAAACCCACUCUUUGCUUGCAUUUGUCCUGCCCCUGCCGAUGCAGUUGCCGCAGUGAGAGAAAACGGAGCAUUUCAGGGCUUCGAGAUACUUUCGACGUGGGAAGAUGGACUAGGGGACAUCCUCCCCUCUAGCAUUGACUGUCAGGCCACGUGGAUAGUCCUUGCUGUGAAAACCAAACGCCCAGUCUAUUGCCCCCUUCAGGCCUGGAAGAAACAUCGUCUAUUCAUCCGGAAUCUAAAUAGUCCACCUAAAUUCUCAAUUCUUCCCGCCCUACCCAAGCAGAGUCUUAUCUGGAGCAGUUCAUGUCCCAUGAAGCACUUUCAGACGGAACAAAUCAUAUUAUCGGGAAACCGGUGCCUUCUCGUCAGGGGUCACCCAAAGGGCUUUGUGUCAAAGCACAGCACCGUUUUGAUGAAGUCGGCUAAACUAACGCACAAAUGGGAAGAUGUCUUGGAUUCAUUUGAAGGGGGCAUCGACACGCGGUCAGGGUCCACUAUCGUCCACGACGUGGAGACAAGACUGAAUCAUGUGACCUGCAGUGGAUGUUCAACCCUGGAAACUCUCACUGUGAGCAUGACUAGAAGUGGGCUUCUUGAGCGGCCAAUGGUUAAAACCAUUGUUAAAUUAGUAGAAGCUAAGUUGCUUCAGUCGGAACCCUGGAAACUAGCUGAGACCCGAAGACUCCAUCGAACAGCACCCACCCACCUAACCCGAACAUCCUGCCCCGACGGCGAUCGUUCCACGUCUGCCCUGCUAAUGCGCUCCGCGAAGACCUGGAAGACCUUUUGGCAAUGCAUCUGUCUGAAUGCUUGCAUCUGCGUAAGCCUGGUGACAGGCAAAAUCUAUUUUUUCCAGAUGAGUUCCGGCGAUUGGGCCUCCCUUUUCGGCGUGGUCUCUGCCUAUCUCACUGUUGUCUCAUUGGCUUCCUUCCAAUGUCCAAAGAGGCGUGGAAACUUUUGA
Molecule: messenger RNA, 1428 nt
Organism: Spirometra erinaceieuropaei
Lineage: Eukaryota; Metazoa; Platyhelminthes; Cestoda; Diphyllobothriidea; Diphyllobothriidae
Source: the annotation of a GenBank genome assembly